AUACAACUGCACAGUGUUCUGGGCGUUCUUUAUUUAAAUAUAUCCGUGUAAGAUCGGAAGCCAAUAAUAAAGUAGCAGUUAGAUCUCGUUUGUUUAGUGUAGUGACCGCACUUGUACAUUGCAUGCCAGUUACUGUUCAGUUUGUGUUGUUGAACUUUCUAAUAAACCAUGAACGCGAUAGAAUAUGAAGAGGAAGAGUACGUGGACGUGAACAGGCUGCCAUUAAAGCCGCCACAACCUUUGUUACCGGCGGAGAAGCCGGUGCGCCGGCCGUGGCACCCGGUCAUGUGGGACAGCUCCAUCAUUGGCAUUCCUCCUCCAGACCACAGGGAGUCUGAAGAGCCGCAACCACGCUCGCAGGAGUACCCACAUAAGCAACGCAUACGGAACCUGCGGCGGCUCAUCGCCGAUGGCAAAGUGAAGCCUACUCCAGAGACACUUAUAUUUUUCCUUUGUAAUAAAUUCGCCAUUUCCGAUGAGCGGCAGAAGAAGGUAGUCCUCUAAUUUAAGUCUUACGGCAAAAACUACAAGUAUUAUUAUCUAUUAAUAACCAUAUCAUACACAUUUUGUUUUGUACUCUUUAAAAUGUAAAUAUAAAAUGAUAUUUUUAAA
This is a messenger RNA of Helicoverpa armigera (cotton bollworm), 612 nucleotides long. RefSeq lists its product as uncharacterized. The coding region runs from base 169 to 504 and encodes 111 amino acids. Lineage: Eukaryota; Metazoa; Arthropoda; Insecta; Lepidoptera; Noctuidae. The record is from RefSeq and is a predicted model, not a curated record. The transcript has 3 exons.